Molecule: messenger RNA, 1592 nt
Organism: Sphaeroforma arctica JP610
Lineage: Eukaryota; Ichthyosporea; Ichthyophonida
Exons: 6
Source: RefSeq, a predicted model, not a curated record
GUUUAGAGUUGUUCAUACAUACCUUCCAGAAUACAACAUGCAGAGAGUCUACUUUCAACAUCGACACAAAUAUUGAAAGCCACUUCAUAGCCAUGGGGCUUUACAGACAGAGCAAACCACGCAUGUAUGGCAUUAGGUGUGUCUUUCCUGUCAUCGUCGGCCUGGGGCUAUAUGCAAUAUUGACAGUGCGUCGCAAUCCGGGGUGGGAGUCUGUCUACUCGAAUUCAGCUCCCAUCUCAGCGGAAGGUUCAAGCACAGACCCGUAUAGUACAUCACACGCGUAUGUGCGAGAGAACGAAGUAACACAAGUCCAAGACCCCAACACUGCGGCAGUGCGAGAUGUUGUGGAUCCAGCGUCACCCGAGGAGGUUGUUUCUGACCCACAAGUCGAAAUCGAGGUGGAUGGUAAGGAUAGUAGUACUGUUACAGCUGCACUCAAACCCGAAGACAGCGCUGAAAGCCAAGACAACACCAGGGAACCAACUAACGCUUCGGAUAUGAGGGAGAGUGAGAGCGCUGGGGUUAGAAGCGGGGAUGGUAUACAAAUAAACGAGACGGAUAAGUGGGAAAAUAAAGCAAAGACUACUACUAACGAUCCUGACCAGAAUGCCAGUGAUAGCAAAAUGAUGAAUGUUGGUGCUGCUGCCGCGAGAGGUUCAAACGCUGGUAUGGAUGUUGUUAUGCCUGAGACUUCAGUGGAACGGUUCGGUACACCCGGAGCAGUGUCUAGUCGCAUACCGGCAGAUUACUCAUUCCGGUGUAAUGGGACGGGCGGACAACGGUGGAUUCGUAACAACGCUAAGGCGCUGGAGUCGAUGGUCAAGCUGAAAGACUAUAGCUAUACGGUGACGACACCGAAGUCAAACACGCACACAGCGGAUGGCCACACAAUCCAGGUGAUCAGUGAUCAAGACAAGGCACAAGUAGUAAUCACGCAACGCAGCUGUGCAAAAGUGGUUCGCAACACAUUCGACGUCUACGUUACGGGUGCUACGGUGUACCAUCACAGUCUAUUCGAAGUCCCUCAGCACAAACGCGACAGUUCUGGUGCCAACACCUGCGAGUGGACGGUCACACUCCCGCGACUAAAUCCGGGGCAGCACCGUGUUGGUGUGGUACUAGAGUACUUGGCUGAUAGAGCCUUGAUGGAACCACAUGCGGAGGCUUUCCCCAUUAAGAAUUACAUUUCGGUUUGUUCCGAUCCUUCGCUGGCUGCGGUGGGCCAAGUAUACGUGUGGAGAGGCCUGUUCUCUAUUCGUGAUAUAUCAGAUGGAUACAAGACGAUUAAAAUUCCACACUGUGCGCUGGGAUUGCAUAUCGAUGCACCCCAUGACGUCCUGGUGGAAUCUUCCUCCACACAAGCCAACAAAAACCGGCAGUCGCUGACGGCCUGUGCACGGGGGGAUAACCGAGGGAAAUGGGUGCACUACACGUCGGCACAUCCAGACCUAGUAGAGACCAAGUAUGACCUGGAGCCACAGGAUGACUAUAUCUGGACACCAUUCAAGUGCAUGUACGAGAGGCAGACGAUACCUGCUCUGUUUGCCUGGGCAGAAAGCUAUCCCCAGGUGAAUCAAACAUCAGGCUUAAAG